Messenger RNA from Vespula vulgaris, 1828 nucleotides. RefSeq lists its product as uncharacterized. Gene Ontology annotation, molecular function: odorant binding; olfactory receptor activity. Lineage: Eukaryota; Metazoa; Arthropoda; Insecta; Hymenoptera; Vespidae. Gene Ontology annotation, cellular component: plasma membrane. The record is from RefSeq and is a predicted model, not a curated record. Bases 98 to 1828 code for a protein of 576 amino acids. The transcript has 14 exons. Gene Ontology annotation, biological process: sensory perception of smell; detection of chemical stimulus involved in sensory perception of smell.
GUCGAUUUAUUUUAAUUUGAAAAUGAAGGAAAGGCAGACAUAACUUUUGUUAUUAUGCGAUUGAAGUUAAUACAAAAGGGAAAAUUGUUAACCACAGAUGAGAGAACUUCUAAAUCGUGUGCAAAUAGAUUAUACUUUAUUCACUACAGAUGGUGAAAUGAAAAUUAUACUGGAGUAUGCCGAAGAUGGAAGAAAAUUUACUAUUAUUUAUAUAGGUUUUUUUCUUGUGUCAAUGCUUAUAUUUACGAUUCCACCAUUGAAAGCUAUUAUUAUAAGUAGCAUAAACGGUACGAUAGAACGACCAUUUAUUCAUCAUGUUGAAUAUUUUGUUGAUUCUCGAAGAUAUUAUUAUCCUAUUAUAUUGCACUCUUGUGUGACCAUCUUUAUCUGUGUUUACAUAAUCGUUACCGUCGACACAAUGUUUGUGUUAUUGGUACAACAUGCUUGUGCAUUAUUUAAAGCAUUAGGGUAUCGAUUAAGUCAUAUAACUGAAAAUGGCGACGAUACUAUGAUGAUAGAUUUGAAUCCUUCGAAAUUAAAUGAUAAAUCUUAUAGAAAUAUUUCUGAAUGCGUUCGUAGACAUCGAGAUGCAAUAGAGUUUGCCAAGCUUUUGGAAUCUUAUUAUUCGACGUCCCUUUUUCUCCAAGCAGGAUUCAACAUGAUUGAACUAAGUAUCACAGUCUUUCAGGCUACAACAAAUGUUAACGAAACCAAGGAGCUUUUUCAACAAGUGUCUGUUUGUUACUCGACAUUAACUCAUAUUUUGUUUCAAUGUGUAAAUGGUCAACGUGUUAUUAAUCAUAGUGAUCAAAUGCAGGAGCAUCUAAUAAAUAUGAAAUGGUAUCGUACAUCAUUACGAACAAGAAAAGUGAUCUAUCUAAUGCUAAUUAGAUCACGAGUAUAUUGUGUGCUAACUGCUGCAAAAAUGUUUAACAUGUCUAUGGAAACAUUCAGUACUAUUGUCCGCACAUCAAUGUCAUAUUUCACCGUUUUACGCUCGGCUUAUUUUAUGAAAGUACUUCUAAAUCGUAUGAAAACAGAUUAUGCUUUAUUCACUACAGAUGGUGAAAUGGAAAUUAUGGUGGAAUAUGCCGAGAAUGGGAGAAAAUUUACUAUUGUGUACAUAGGUAUUUUUUUUGUGUCAAUGCUACAAUUUAUGAUUCCACCACUGAAAUCAAUUAUUUUGAGUAGCAUGAAUGGAACGAAUGAACGACCAUUGAUACACCACGUUGAAUAUUUUGUAGAUCCUCAAAAAUACUAUUAUCUUAUUAUUUUUCAAUCUUAUGCGAUUAUUUUUAUCUGUGCUUUUACUAUCGCUACGAUGGAUACAAUGUUUGUGGUUUUUGUGCAACAUGCUUGUGGAUUAUUUACAACAUUAGGGUAUCAACUUCGUCGUAUAGUCGACGAUAAUGUUUUGUUGAUAAAUUUGUAUCCUUUGAAAUCAAAUGAUAAGUUUUAUAAAAAUAUUUCUGAAUGCGUUCGCAGACAUCAAGAAGCUAUACAGUUCGCUAUUCUAAAUGUCAACGAAACUAAACAAUUUUUUCAACAAAUAUGUGUUUGUUGCACGACGUUAUUUAUUAUUCUGUUUCAAUGUGUGAAUGGUCAACGACUAAUUGAUCACAGUGAUCGAAUGCACGAACAUCUAAUAAAUACAGAAUGGUACCAAACAUCAUUACGAGCAAGAAACGGAAUCUAUCUCAUGUUAAUUAGAUCGCGAAAACCUUGUAUGCUAACUGCUGCAAAAAUGUUCAAUGUAUCCAUGGAAACUUUUAGCUCUAUUGUUCGUACAUCGAUUUCAUAUUUCACUGUUUUGCGAUCUAUGCAAUGA